Molecule: messenger RNA, 630 nt
Organism: Ustilaginoidea virens
Lineage: Eukaryota; Fungi; Ascomycota; Sordariomycetes; Hypocreales; Clavicipitaceae
Exons: 2
Coding region: 1-630 (209 amino acids)
Cellular component (GO): mitochondrial outer membrane; nucleus; cytosol
Source: RefSeq, a predicted model, not a curated record
AUGCUUCGGUCUGAUCCUCCUCAUAUUCAGUCUAGUGCCGCCCGCCUUUUCAUGCCUACUAUCUGUCGAAUCACGCUUCUUGCCUACUAUAACGGACUUCUCGGCUCAGUCGACAUCUUGCCUGCCCAGCACGACUACGAUAAUGACGCCGAAUCUAUUAGUCCCCCCCACGACAACAUAAGGAGUCUCCUCCAAGACCUCAGGGCUCGGUAUCCCCAAUCUCGCAUAUGGCGGAUCGAGGAGUCCCGCCUAUGCGCCAACGAUAAAGACACUAGCAGGGCUAUUAAGCUGCUCUCCACGUGGCAGGAAUCACCCCUCAAGCAAAUCACAGCCGUCAAAUACUUUGAGCUGGGCAUCAACGCUAUAGUUACCCAGAAAUGGGACCUUAUGCGGGAUACGUUUCUCCGCUGCCUCGAGAUAAGCAAUUGGUCCCCGGUAAUGUACUACUUCAUAGCGGCUUAUGCUUCUUUGGAACUCUACCGCGAUGCCUACUACACUACCGAUACCGCUCAGAACGCUAAAGCCACCUAUCUUAAAAACCAAGCAGAGGAAUAUCUCCGCAAAGAACCCCUAGUAUCAGGAAAGCAACGUCUUAUGGCCCGCCAACUGCCCCUCGAGAUAUUCGCGUAG